Molecule: messenger RNA, 474 nt
Organism: Rhododendron vialii
Lineage: Eukaryota; Viridiplantae; Streptophyta; Magnoliopsida; Ericales; Ericaceae
Product: ethylene-responsive transcription factor ERF098-like
Exons: 1
Coding region: 1-420 (139 amino acids)
Biological process (GO): regulation of DNA-templated transcription; ethylene-activated signaling pathway
Molecular function (GO): DNA-binding transcription factor activity; DNA binding
Source: RefSeq, a predicted model, not a curated record
AUGGAGAGAGAUUCAAAGGGCAAGACCACGGAAGAGAGUGAAGUAGGAGAAGUUAGAUACAGAGGAGUAAGAAACCGGCCGUGGGGGAAAUUCGCAGCGGAGAUACGCGAUUCGACUAGGCCUCGAUCCCCACGGAUGUGGCUCGGGACUUUUAAUACGGCAGAGGAGGCAGCGAGAGCUUACGACAAAGCUGCUCAUUCGAUGAGGGGUCAUUUGGCUAUUCUUAAUUUCCCUGACGAAUAUCCCCCCUCCUCUUCUUCUUCCUCGUCCGUUAUGGUACCAAUUUCUUCAUCUUCGAUUGCGGAGAAUGCGGAAAGAAAAGAAGGUGGGAGGGGGAAUGAGGUUUUUGAAUUCGAGUAUUUGGAUGAUAAGUUGUUAGAAGAUCUUCUUGGGUAUGAAGAGAAGAAACUCAAUGACUGAUAACGUAAGAAUUUAGUCAGUUUAUUGGGCUGAAUAGCGAGUUAUUAAAAAAAA